UUCAUUGGCUCAUUGAUAAUUUUCCUGCCCAAAAUAUUCUUGUUGCUUCUCUCAAGCGAUAGACAAAAUCUAUGAUAAAUUUUUGAAAGUCAUCUCACUCCUUCCCUAUGGCUCGCACUUCAUGAUACGUGGAGGAAGAAAACAUCUCUCCCAAUUUCUUUGUUCCAUUCUGAACUAAAAACUAAAAAGAAAAGGAAGAAAAGGAUUUAUGGGGACUGUACUGCCUUUAUAUCUCUUAGUAUAUAUUGUAGGAAUAAUUAAACGAUUCCUUACUGUUAGGCAAUAGAAUAUGCCGCAGCCCCCUACCAUAUGCUGCGGCAUAUCAUUGCCAUAAUUAGCAGAUGUAAAUCAAUCAGGGAUAGCUGAUUUAGUUACUAUAAUUAGAAGAUGUAAAUCACUGAUUUAGUUACUAUAAUUAGGAGAUGUAAAUCAGAUGGGAAUCACCCUUGCCUUGUAAAGGCCAGUCGGCCCUAUAUAAUAGAAGGCGCCCCCUCCAAUUGAGGUGUGGCCAAUUGCCCCAAUCCUAAUCUUCUACAUGGUAUCACGAGUUCAGGCCUUGAUCUCGUUCUAAUCUCGAUCUCCUCCUGGGUGCCGACCUUCUCCUCCCCUUCCCAUGGGAACCGAAUCAUCCCUCUCCUCUGCCACCAGCGGCAACCUCACCAGCGAUGCUGCUCCUGCAAUCUCCCCCUUCGCCACCAUCAACAUCAAGCUCCACGUCCCCAUGACCCUUGAGUUGAAGCCCUCCAACUUCACCAAGUGGUCGACGGCAUUCGUGGCCACAUGUGGCAAGUUUGGGCUGCAGCAUCACCUCGCCGCUGCCUCCACCUCGACUCCCGACGCGGCCUGGCUGCAGGCUGACUUCUGCGUCCGCGGCUGGAUGUACAGCACCGUCUCCGAUGCCGUCCUCAAUCUCGCCAUGACCGACGCCACGCAGACGGCGUGCGCCCUUUGGGCGGCCAUCAGCGCGGUGUUCCAGGCGAACAAGGCUCCUCGCGCCAUCUUCUUGAAUCACGAGUUCCACUCGAUGACUCAAGGGGAUCUGUCCAUUGACGCCUACUGCGUUCGCAUGAAGGAGAAGGCCGACGAACUCCACGACGUUGGGCAGCCCGUCUCUGAACCCAACCUCGUCCUCAACCUGCUGCGAGGGCUCAACGAGGUCUACUCCAAUGUCGCCGACAACAUCGCCGGGACACAGCCCCUCACCCUCGCUGCCGCCCGGCACCAGCUCCUCCUCAAAGAGCUGCGCCUGCAGAACGAGGAAAAGGUGCGCGCCGCCACCACCCUCUUGGCCGCUGCCUCCUCUCUUGGCGGUCACCAGCAGCAGCUGCUGCAGGGCGGCCGGCGCCCUAACACCAAGAAGGGUGACCAGCAGUCCUCCGGCGGCACCAGCACCAACAAGCGCGUUCCCUGGGGCUUCAACCCCUGGACCGGCGAACGUGUGGCCCCUGGAGAGCGUGUCACUCCUCCUGGACAGCGCCGCCAGGGCGGUUAUGGCGUUCCUGGAGGUCCUGGUGGCCAGGCUGGGCGCAACUCGGGCAUACUAGGGCCUCCCCCACAGGCCAACACCGCCUUCGCUCCGCUCCAGACCUCCUCCAGCGGCUCCAACACCUCCACCAGCACCUGGGAUGCAGCCGGCCUCAUCGCUGCCCUGCAGAACAUGCAACUGCAGGGCGACUGGAUAGUUGACUCCGGCGCCUCCACACAUAUGUCCUCCUCGGCUGGAUCUCAGGACGGGACGCGUGAUUCUCUGCUGUAACUGCGAUGGGGACCUAUACACCAUGCCUGCCUCCACAGCUGCCGCUCCACCUCAUGCUCUCCUGGCUGCUUCGUCGACUCUGUGGCAUCAACGUCUCGGCCAUCCUGCACCCGCUGCUCUAGAGCGCCUAAAUAUAUUGCAUGCUGUUUCCUGUAAUAAAGUAGACCACUCCCUAUGUCACUCUUGUCAGAUAGGCAAACAUACGCGUCUACCUUUCAGUUCUUCGCAGUCCAUAACUCAUGCCCCUUUCGAACUUGUUCACUGUGAUGUUUGGACUUCCCCCAUCAACAGUUUGUCUGGUUUUUCA
Messenger RNA from Sorghum bicolor (sorghum), 2063 nucleotides. RefSeq lists its product as uncharacterized. The transcript has 2 exons. Bases 614 to 1756 code for a protein of 380 amino acids. The record is from RefSeq and is a predicted model, not a curated record. Lineage: Eukaryota; Viridiplantae; Streptophyta; Magnoliopsida; Poales; Poaceae.